AUGGAAUCGAAGUUGCAGAAUACAUCAGGACUGCCGGGUGUGACUGAAACUACUCAACGUAUAAAUGUCCUGGUGGAUGAGCUGUGUUAUCAUUGUUCGGUGUGUGGAAAGAGUUUCCGUUUUCCGUCGGAGUUGGAAAUGCAUCGUCGAACGCACACAGGAGAGAGGUUUUUCGAAUGCAGCUUCUGCAGAAAGCAGUUCAGUAAUUCGCAUAUCCUCUCAGUGCAUCAGCGAAUCCACAGCAGGGAGAAACGUUUCGAAUGCGAUGUGUGCAAAACGCGAUUUAACACGUCAAGUUACCUGCUGGUGCAUCGGAGAACUCACACGGGAGAGAAGCCGUUCGAAUGCAGCGCGUGCGAAAAGAGAUUCAUUACAUCCAGUGACCUGGCAAGGCACAAGCGAACUCACACCGGACAGAAACCGUUUGAAUGCAAGGCGUGCAAAAAGAAAUUUAGUGAAUCCAGUGACCUGCUGAGGCAUCAGGACAUCGGAGAGAAACCAUUUGAAUGCGACGCGUGUGAGAAGCGAUUUAACACAGCUGGCGAACUCCUGGUGCAUCGGAGAACUCACACGGGAGAGAAACCUUUCGGGUGUGAGGCGUGUGAGAAGCGGUUUAAAACGGCCAGUGCGUUGUCAGUGCACCAGCGGUCUCACACCGGGGAGAAACCGUUCGGGUGCAACACGUGCGAGAAACGGUUUAACAGGCUCUGCGCUCUGUCACGGCACCAACUCACACACACCGGGGAGAAGCCGUUUGAGGGCGACCUGUGCAAGAAGCGCUUUAACGCAACGGGAGCACUGCUGGCGCAUCAGCGGACGCACACGGGAGAGAAACCGUUUGAAUGCGGCGUGUGUCGGAAACGAUUCAAUAGGAUUGGCAACCUGUCGGCACACCAGCAAACUCACACUGCUCAGAAGCAGUUCGGGUGCGAGCGGUGUGACAAGCGGUUUCAUAGACCGGAUAAUCUGUCAAGGCAUCGGCGGACGCACACCGGAGAGAGUGAGUUUGAAUAUGAGGUGUGUAAAAAUAGGUUCAGUAAAGCCAGUGGUCUGGUCCGGCAUCAGAGAACUCACACUGGGGAGAAGCCCUUUGAAUGUGACGUGUGUAAAAAACGGUUCAAUAGAUUACAUCACCUGUCUCGGCAUCAACAAGUUCACACUGGAGAGACUUCUUACUAACACGGACAGACAGACACACCCACAGACAGCAACUUCAGAUUCCUGUGUCUGUUUUUCCUAUCACCAUC
Callorhinchus milii (elephant shark) is the source of this 1247-nucleotide messenger RNA. RefSeq names its product zinc finger protein 2-like. The record is from RefSeq and is a predicted model, not a curated record. NCBI's taxonomy places the organism in Eukaryota, Metazoa, Chordata, Chondrichthyes, Chimaeriformes, Callorhinchidae.